CGAGAACGAGUGCCGUUCCAUAUCAACUAUUGUGGUGAAACAAUUCUCACCGAGAUAGCACCAUAUGAGAUAGAAGCUCCCAUUCGYCGGAUUGAAGAAAUCUGGGUUCUACCGAGAGAUUCACUCCCCAAUUCCAAUUGCUUUUCAUCGAAGAGCUGCCUUUGUUUCCCCCCUCUCUUUUGCACCGCCAACUGCGCGUACUAUGAAACCAAGCAUGUCCUUGCUCMUAUCAGCUACAGUGGGGAUGAUCUCGAGGAAACCAUUGAAUGCUCUGGGAGCAACCCUGGUCCGYUCCUUUUCAUCGCCGUCCUCUCCGGUCCGACGAAUCKCGCUUCGGCAGGGACCGCGCGAACGACGAUUGUUUUCGUCGCUGCCGAAUCGGGGCGAUCCAUCGGUAGCACGAAACCRAACAGCCCUCGUUUUUGACACAGAAACCACCRGAAUGGUACGGUUUCGGGACCCCCCYACCGAUGAGGGCCAGCCCGAUCUUGUCCAGCUAGGAUUUCUGCUUGUGGACACCGGAAGCUGGAAGAUCUUUAGCAAGGGUUCCUUUCUGGUCCGGUUUCGGCACAAAGGGGUUCGGAUCGACGAGGGYGCCCAGAGGGUCCACGGAAUUUCGAGCGGUGACUGCGCCUCGUACGGGAUUGAACACGAGACGGCCCUUUCCAUCUUUGGGGAUCUCUGCCGGCGCGCCGACGUGAUUGUCGGGCACAACAUCCGCUUCGACGCGAUCGUGAUGGAGGCCGCCUUUCACCAURRAACACCGGUCGGCGAAUCCUUCUUGGAACUCUUUUCUUCCAAGCGGCAAAUAUGCACCAUGAUGGCAUCGGUCGACCUCUGYAAGCUGCCCUCUAGGUUUAAAUCGUCCUACAAAUGGCCGAGCCUUGCGGAAGCAUACGGGUUCGUGACGAAAGGCCRGAAGGGAGAAUUGGAGAAUGCCCACGAUGCCCURGCGGAYAGCGAGGCGUGCCUGGAAAUAUUCCGGUACCUUGUGGAACACGGGUAUGUAUCGUUGGAAGACGAAUCAYCGUCCUCUACGAAAUCCGGAGUGGUUGCGAAAGCGGAAGAAAAAGAACCACAAAUUAUUCCCGGUCCCGAUCACGGYGGAACKGGAGAUCCCCUCUCCUCUUUGUUUUCCUCCAUCGAAUCGACAUUGUCUAUGGAUGACGGUCUUUCUAGCCCAAAUAGUAUUCAUGAGAUUCAACAUAGCGAUGGCGAAUGGAAUGGCGGCAUAGAUCGAUCUAUGGAAAUCGAAGAGAUGGCGGCAWCGUGGUCCCCUGAAGACUCGUGGAAUUCCUCGCAAAAGACCGAUGUAAUUAGUCCAAACAACAAUAUCCGGAGCAACGAUGACAGCAUCAGCAAAAUCGGCGAUUUYCAUGCACCUACAGGCGAGAGCUUCCGUGUUAGGGGGAACACAUAUGCCCACAAAGAGAUGAUCAAGMAGCUUGGAGGGAGGUGGGACGGUCGAUCAAAGGAAUGGGUCUUUCGCGACAACGCAAACGCAUCCAAACUGAAAUCCUACAAGGAUCUAGAAAUUGUAUUCAAGRCCGRCGAGUAGUUCGCGRUGGCAAUGAUAGAKCAAUAAAUCGGCAAAAUGUAGCAAUAUACUGCAUUGAAGAAGAUAAUUCCGAGUCCGCACGGGAAACAAACUGAUAUCACCAAUCGAAACAUCCGAAGGACAGCGCAGCGAGACAAUUAUUGACAGAAUUCUGUGAAUCGGUUAGACAUCGAUGGCAAGAACUUGCGAAACUUCUCCUGGGCCAUGUUCCUCCAAAUUCACUGUUGUGAAAGAAUAAUAGUAAUUCUUUCGAUUGAAACCAGAGAAACAUGGAUCAGGAGCAGUUCCACUAAACACAAUGUACGGCGAUCAGCUACCCAAAAAAAGAUAUUAGGAUGGAGCAGUGGUAGAAAUGAAAUCGAYACGCCGARUKAGCGAUCUCCCCAUGUCUUGUGCGCACGAUCAASCCUUCGAUAUCUCUCCAAUUGUGCACUAAAAGCACAAUUAUCCACUGAUUCCUCCCGGCAAGCACGUUCUACUGUGUCCAGCGAAAAUCGGUUGUUUCAUGAAUCGAAACGAAAAAAGGAAGCAAAUAAGUCAGUCGUGGUAUCUUCGAAUCCGGAAGGCACGUUUCAUUYAUGUUCCCGCGGGGACUGAUUCGUACGGUACCAUGUAAGGCGUGUACUUUUUUAAACAA
Messenger RNA from Pseudo-nitzschia multistriata, 2195 nucleotides. Lineage: Eukaryota; Bacillariophyta; Bacillariophyceae; Bacillariales; Bacillariaceae. The record is from the annotation of a GenBank genome assembly.